Gavialis gangeticus (Gharial) is the source of this 5018-nucleotide messenger RNA. It is a transcript of the gene RNF19A, whose product is annotated as ring finger protein 19A, RBR E3 ubiquitin protein ligase. The record is from RefSeq and is a predicted model, not a curated record. Gene Ontology annotation, cellular component: cytoplasm; ubiquitin ligase complex. The transcript is spliced from 10 exons. Lineage: Eukaryota; Metazoa; Chordata; Crocodylia; Gavialidae. Gene Ontology annotation, molecular function: ubiquitin conjugating enzyme binding; ubiquitin protein ligase activity; zinc ion binding. The coding region runs from base 2194 to 4632 and encodes 812 amino acids. Gene Ontology annotation, biological process: positive regulation of proteasomal ubiquitin-dependent protein catabolic process; ubiquitin-dependent protein catabolic process; protein polyubiquitination.
CGCGGUGUUUAUCCAGGCUUUCCUGCCUUUAUUACCAUGUGGCUAGACAACCGGCUGUGGCUUUUAACCACCCCUUGGGGUUGAUUAGCGCUUUCUAGUUCCUCAAAAUGCCGGGUUAUUCACCAAGGGCAAGGUGAAAAAGGGGAAGGGUAUUUAUGUAAUCAGGGAGUUGCGGGAUUGAAUUCUGCCAUCGAUCAGAGCCUCAUGUUCUCUUAAUUUAUUUCCACACGUCUUCCACAUUUUUUAUUUUGUAAUGGCAGUGGAAGGUCUGGACUUAAGGUAUCCCGUGACCUGUUUCUCACUUUGCCUUUGGCAAAGGCAGGUUUUUAGUUUUAUAUUUGGAAUGAAAGGUUCUAUCUAAUUUGGGUUUUUUUGUACAUCUGACUUGUGACUCAAACCUGAGGGAUUCAGACUGGCUUAUAAAUCAGAAAUCAUGUGGACUAGCAGAAUUCAUUUGCAUGUAUGAAAGUGAUGGGCAAUGGAAAGACGGAACUGUUUGCUGAAAUGUGACUGUAUGGAGCUGUGAGACUGUUUUAAGCAGUUUGAAGCAAGUGUGACUUUGUUGAGCAGUAGAGAAAGCAUUUAUGUAUUUGACACUUGCAUUUCAUGAGCAUUAGGUCUGUUUUGCAGUUAACUGAGACUGGAAAAUGAAAAUAAACUAGCCCGUUUCACUUUCUCUUGCCAUAACAGUAAUUCUGCUGCUCUUUGGAAAUUAACUAUUCCAGAAAAAGGCCUGCAUUAAGAAACAAAAUAAGAAACCCCCACAAUUUUUCUUGACAUGAGAGAAACCUGCAGACUUUAAAACUCCGUUUUUGGAUAAAAUACAAAUAUUUAACGUGCCUUUCUAAAUUAUCUGAAAUGCCAGUGCAUGCUCAUGUUCUGCUUAUUCUCAACAAUGUUUAGAUUUGAAGAAUGGAUGACCUGUUCAGCUUUUUCUUUUAAAUCUUAAAAGCAGAAAUUUAAAUAUCUGGACAUUAUUGUGUGCUUUUUGGACAGUUUGAUGGGAAAUUAUAGAAGUUUUUACAUACAAGAGUUAACAGAACUCUUAAAUUCCUAGUCAGUGAUGUCAGAAGGAGAGAAGGUAUUUGACAGAAGAGUUUUGUGUGCCUGUAUGAUGCAGACAAGUCUUGGCCUCUGGGUUAACCAGUGAAGCAGCUUAACCAUCCUAGCUAGGGAUUCCUAGAUGAAGUUUGUCUGUGUGUGGUGGGUCAGUGGUAAGAUUCGUAGUUUUGUGUGAUUUGUAUUAUGCUAUGGCAAGUGCAGAAAAUUUUAUGGUUUCCAGUAUAAGGCAGGUAAUGAUGAGUUUCAGAAACUAUAAUAUAGAUUGUUCUCUUCAUAUUAUUUUUUCAGCAGAUUGUUUUUCUUUCAUACAAAUUUUGAUCUUUUCUCCCCAAUUAGUCUUACAGCGUUCAUAAAGAUUUUUUUUGUAUCCUAGCUGGAAGUGCAGGAUGACAUCUUUUCCUAGACUAUUGAAUCCUGCUUUGAGGCUUCUGAUGAGCAGCUUUGAACUCCCAAGUGCAGGAGCUACUUUUCUGCACCCAUGUUGUCCUGCGACCAAGGACAUUGCCCCUAUUUUGUGGUUGGUUUACUGUGAUCUGUGUUUGGAGGUCCAUAAAUUACUUGCUGAAUUAUAAUGCAAUGUCCUGUUGGUUAGCCACCAGAUCUAGCAGAAGAAAUUUUAAUAAUUGUCUAAUAUCCUGUUUUAGUCAUACUGUGCACAUUUAAGUUUCAAAGUUUUUGGUCUGAUUCAUAGUUUCUAGAGGAGACAGUUCAAAUUGAUCCUUAGGGUUAAUAAGUUUUUAGAGGACCAGUGCUAAUGUUUGUGCUUAUGUUGUUUUACUCAUAAGGAAGUUAAAUUCUGUUUUUUCUCUCUGUUUGUUUGUUUCAGCUGUAUUUUGUCACUAACAGAAGAUGUGCAACUGACUGAACUGACACACGCACAGCUUCAAGAGGCCGAGAAUGAUAUUAGAUGUCCUCUUACUAGAUGCACACAAAUUAUAUGUGGAAGUAGAAUUCAACCAGGAAGAGAAUUUCUGUGAAGACUUCCCUGGAAACAAAUGUAUGUGAAGAAUUUUCUUUAUGAAGACCACUAAGUUGGAUCACCUGGCAACAUGACUUAAGCACACUACUACUUUGUAUUCAUUUGAGCCUUAAAAAUGAUAAGGGUUACACGUGAACUUUGACCCAUUUCUGAUGAGUAUUCUAGACAUGAGUUUGCAUCGGCAAAUGGGCUCUGAUCGGGACCUGCAGUCUUCUGCCUCUUCAGUAAGUUUGCCUUCAGUUAAAAAGGCACCAAAGAAAAGAAGAAUUUCACUGGGCUCCCUCUUCCGAAGGAAAAAGGAUACAAAACGCAAAUCUAGGGAUUUAAAUGGAGGGGUGGAUGGAAUUGCAAGUAUUGAAAGUAUACAUUCUGAAAUGUGCACAGACAAGAACUCUAUCUUCUCCACAUGUACCUCUUCUGACAAUGGCACCACCUCUACCAGUAAACCAACUGGAGACUUCAUGGAGUGCCCCUUGUGUCUAUUACGGCACUCUAAGGACAGGUUCCCAGAAAUAAUGACUUGUCACCAUAGAUCCUGUGUGGAUUGCUUACGUCAGUAUCUCCGGAUAGAAAUCUCUGAGAGUAGAGUUAAUAUCAGCUGUCCAGAAUGUUCUGAACGAUUCAAUCCACAUGACAUUCGUUUGAUAUUAAACGAUGACAUCUUGAUGGAAAAAUAUGAAGAAUUUAUGCUUAGGCGAUGGCUUGUUGCAGAUCCAGAUUGUAGAUGGUGCCCAGCUCCAGACUGUGGAUAUGCUGUGAUCGCUUUUGGCUGUGCCAGCUGUCCCAAACUUACUUGUGAACGUGAAGGCUGUGGAACUGAGUUCUGCUAUCACUGUAAACAGAUUUGGCAUCCAAACCAGACCUGUGACGCUGCUCGCCAAGAGAGAGCCCAAAGUCUACGCUUGAGAACAAUUCGUUCUUCAUCUAUUAGUUAUAGCCAGGAGUCAGGAGCAGCAGCUGAUGACAUAAAGCCAUGUCCACGAUGUGCUGCUUACAUAAUAAAAAUGAAUGAUGGAAGCUGCAAUCAUAUGACUUGUGCUGUCUGUGGUUGUGAAUUCUGUUGGCUGUGUAUGAAAGAGAUCUCAGAUUUGCAUUACUUAAGCCCAUCAGGUUGUACUUUUUGGGGAAAGAAACCAUGGAGUCGUAAAAAGAAAAUACUGUGGCAACUGGGGACACUUGUUGGGGCUCCUGUAGGGAUUGCUUUAAUAGCUGGUAUUGCCAUUCCUGCUAUGAUCAUUGGGAUCCCUGUGUAUGUGGGACGUAAGAUUCACAAUCGCUAUGAAGGAAAAGACAUUUCGAAGCACAAGAGAAACCUGGCUAUCGCAGGUGGUGUAACCUUGUCUGUAAUUGUUUCUCCAGUUGUAGCUGCAGUAACUGUAGGUAUUGGUGUUCCCAUUAUGUUGGCUUAUGUGUAUGGAGUUGUUCCUAUCUCCCUCUGUCGAAGUGGAGGUUGUGGUGUGUCUGCAGGCAAUGGAAAGGGUGUCAGGAUAGAAUUUGAUGAUGAAAAUGAUAUAAAUGUUGGUGGAACAAAUGCAGCCGUAGAUACUACUUCUGUGGCAGAGGCACGACAUAACCCUAGCAUAGGGGAAGGAAGUGUGGGAGGACUGACCGGCAGCCUGAGUGCAAGUGGUAGCCAUAUGGAUAGAAUAGGAGCCAUUCGAGAUAACCUGAGUGAAACUGCUAGCACCAUGGCACUAGCUGGAGCUAGUAUAACAGGGAGUCUAUCAGGAAGCGCAAUGGUCAACUGUUUUAACAGGUUGGAAGUUCAAGCAGAUGUGCAAAAAGAGCGAUACAGUCUGAGUGGAGAAUCUGGUACAGUUAGCUUGGGAACGGUUAGUGACAACGCCAGUACCAAAGCAAUGGCAGGAUCCAUUCUGAAUUCAUACCUCCCAUUGGAUAGGGAAGGUAACAGCAUGGAGGUGCAAGUUGAUAUUGAAUCGAAGCCAGCUAAAUUCAGACACAAUAGUGGAAGCAGUAGUGUUGAUGAUGGCAGUGCUCCAGGUCGUAGUAAUGCUGGUUGUUCAUCAGCCAGCUUGCCAGAAAGUAAAUCUAGUGCCACCAAGUGGUCCAAAGAGGCAACGGCAGGAAAAAAAUGUAAAGGUAAACUGAGAAAAAAAAGUAGCAUGAAGAUAAAUGAGACCAGAGAGGACAUGGAUGCUCAGUUAUUGGAGCAACAAAGCACAAACUCAAGUGAAUUUGAUUCUCCCUCUCUGAGCGAUAGCAUCCCGUCUGUAGCAGAUUCCCACUCGAGUCAUUUUUCAGAGUUUAGUUGCUCUGAUAUGGAAAGUAUGAAAACGUCCUGUAGCCAUGGUUCCAAUGAUUACCACACUCGCUUCACUACAGUCAGUGUCCUCCCUGAGGUAGAACAUGACCGCUUGGAAAAUUCUCCACAUCAGAGUGGAAUUCCUGUGUUGGCUCCAACCGCCUCAAGCAUUGAAGUUCCACAGCUGAGUUACAUCGCUGAAGAAGGUGUUCAUAAUGGAAGUUCAGCUGAUGUGGAUUUAGAUAUUGGUGAGACACUGAAAGAAACAAACAACAAUCAUUCACAACAUGCUGUGGAAUUAAACACUGCGAUUCAGACUGAAAUUUAGACCUAUAAGUGCUGCAAAAUUAUAUUUACCACUAAAGAGCCCUGUCUGAAAGCUGGUUGAACUACAUGUGACUACUGUAAGUCCCAAGUGACCAGCAGAAGCAAGGUUUUGAUGCAAUUAUAUUUUAUAUGUACCUGUCUAGUAAGGCAGAAUGCUUCAUGUGGAUCUUAGUUACAGACCUAUGUGAAGUGACAAAGGCUUUAACAAGUGCAUUACUACACAACAAAUAAGUUAAUGUUUUGUAUUUUUGCCACAACUUUGCUUGAAAGUAUAUACUUGAUGUAUUCGAUACAAAAUUGGCAAAUUUGUAUAACGUUAAAUGCUAAACUGAAUAGCGUCCUGCACUGUUCACUUGAAAAUGUGGAGCUUGGGAAAAGUGGGUGUUA